Neohortaea acidophila is the source of this 663-nucleotide messenger RNA. RefSeq lists its product as uncharacterized. The transcript has a single exon. The record is from RefSeq and is a predicted model, not a curated record. Lineage: Eukaryota; Fungi; Ascomycota; Dothideomycetes; Mycosphaerellales; Teratosphaeriaceae. Bases 1 to 663 code for a protein of 220 amino acids.
AUGUCUCUCAAGCAGGCCUACUCAAUGGCGCACACGGCGCAGUGCCGCCUUCAGAUUGCCGCCGGCCGGCCGGACCGCGACCUCCGGUUCGUCGUCGGGCAUUUGAUGCACUACGAAGCCCUACGGCUGCGCAUCGUCGAGAUUGAACACGACAUCAGCAAGACCGAACGGUCGUCGCUGGCAUUCCAGGGGACAGGGCACGUGGGGAAGAAUGCAAUCGCGCCGCCCAAAUCGGCGGCGGGAGGGAGGAGAUCACCGCCUCCGCCCGUCACCAACUACUCUGACAGCGAUUCCGACGACGACUCGCUAUCCGGUUCCGACGGGCUAGACGACGGCGAAGACGACGGGCUCGGACUCGAGCGCUUCCCCUCUGGCGCUGCGCGACCGGCUCGUCCGCCACCGGAGCUGGUCCCGGACACGGGAGACGACCCGGAUGAAGAUGCUGACGCCAUCUCGCUCGAGGAUCCAGACGAGGCGACGCUGGAGAGUGCGCUGAAGGGCGACGGCGAUGCGGACCUCGCGAAGCUGUACAAUCAAAUUCGAGGCUGCGAGUGCUGUCCGCAACAUCAGGCUGCGCCGGUGGUGGAGAAGCUGUGGGAGCUUCCGCCGGAGCAGGGGCAGCGCGAGGGCAUUACCCGGGCUGUUGCUCAAGUUGCGGCUUGA